Messenger RNA from Sphaeramia orbicularis (orbiculate cardinalfish), 466 nucleotides. RefSeq names its product serine/threonine-protein kinase BRSK1-like. The transcript is spliced from 3 exons. The record is from RefSeq and is a predicted model, not a curated record. Gene Ontology annotation, molecular function: protein serine/threonine kinase activity; ATP binding. Gene Ontology annotation, biological process: protein phosphorylation; intracellular signal transduction. Gene Ontology annotation, cellular component: cytoplasm. The coding region runs from base 170 to 442 and encodes 90 amino acids. Lineage: Eukaryota; Metazoa; Chordata; Actinopteri; Kurtiformes; Apogonidae.
ACCACCUCCUCUGUCGUCUGUUGUGCAUCCACACAACGCCGGUUGGAGCCGCUGGUCAUGUGACGUGAUGUGAGGACCAGCCUCGUCUCCAUCUGCCUUAUUAUUAAUAUUAUUAUUAUUAUUAUUAUUGAUCAGGAAUUUAAAAAAAAGAGCCAGAAACCCCAGAAGGAUGAGCAGUAAGGAGCUGACGGUGGGCCAGUCCAGCCAGUAUGUGGGCCCCUACAGACUGGAGAAGACCCUGGGGAAGGGACAGACAGGUCUGGUCAAACUGGGCGUCCACUGCAUCACUGGACAGAAGGUGGCCGUAAAGAUCGUCAACAGAGAGAAACUGUCCGAGUCGGUUCUGAUGAAGGUGGAGAGAGAAAUCGCUAUUCUGAAACUCAUAGAACACCCUCAUGUUCUGAAGCUGCAUGACGUCUAUGAGAAUAACAAAUACCUGUGAGUAACUCAUCUACCUGCCGCUGUA